This is a messenger RNA of Sparassis crispa, 4959 nucleotides long. RefSeq lists its product with no specific name. The record is from RefSeq and is a predicted model, not a curated record. The coding region runs from base 1 to 4959 and encodes 1652 amino acids. Lineage: Eukaryota; Fungi; Basidiomycota; Agaricomycetes; Polyporales; Sparassidaceae. Gene Ontology annotation, cellular component: ubiquitin ligase complex. The transcript has 12 exons. Gene Ontology annotation, molecular function: RNA binding; ubiquitin-protein transferase activity; ubiquitin binding. Gene Ontology annotation, biological process: protein linear polyubiquitination; proteasome-mediated ubiquitin-dependent protein catabolic process.
AUGGCUACUGCAGUGGCCGGAAGCCAGAGAAGUGGAGAUCUGCCAGUGGCGGCGAACGAUGGAUCUCGGCCUACAGAAGCUGACGCAACCCGACACUCUGGACAUCGUCAGAAGGACGAAGUCUGUAUCAACUUCCAGUUCAGACGGUGUCGAUUGGGCCGUUCAUGUCAUUAUAAGCAUGUCUACUUGAAGGACCCAACACCCCAUGUAUCUGUACCACGUCCAGAGGCUGGAUUGCCUCCGCGUCCGACGUGGAAGAGCGGCGAAAUAUGCCGGUUGUUCCAACGAGGGCUCUGCCUGUAUGGUGACAUCUGUCGCCACAUACACGUACUCCAUCAAGGCGAGCUCCCUACGCCAUCGGGGGCCACACCCACAACAGACUCUGUACCAUCGCAACGCGAGGAAUCAGUUUUGGCGCAACACACCGACUCUCUUCCAUCGCAGACGCCAGAGCGGUCCCCAAUUUUUAGUGCUCAACCACACGAACAUGGCGACGUUGUACCUCCACAAUCCACCCAAUCAGUCUCAGCGUCCGUAGAGUCCACAGAUGCGUCUCGUUCCGCCACGACGGUUCCCCAGGAUGACAAGAACACAUCUGUCGCUACUGCAGUUGUGCAGAAACGAGGACUAUGCCGGGAGUACUCCCGUCGGGGCAUCUGCCUUAAGGGUAAACUCUGCAAAUAUACUCAUCGCACAGAAGGUGGUGCCACGGCAGUGCGUAGUACCGAUGCUAUGGCUCCACACUUUGCAAAAAAUGCAUCGUCAUCGUCGCAGAUGGCUGCACGGGCAAAAGUGGAUCUGGUCUCGUUACCUUCUGCAGGCACUUCGACACCGUCAUUGAAGACUACACCGGCAAAAGACGAUCCGGUCUCUUUAUUUACUACUGGCGAUCCGGCCGCGCGUGUAGCUUCCUCAGUUCCGAAUCCUUCCCAACCCGCUACGUCGUCGUCGCCGCCUACCCUGGCAGUAUGCCCCGCUACUUUGUCUUCCGCAGCAAAAGUAGCAUCUUCAAAACAAGGUUCUGAUGCGUCUGUGGCUCCUGCGGAGCAGAAAGUGGUGGCCCCAUCUGCUGCGCCAGAAGAUCCUGUGCCUCCGAAGGCAAGGGUAUUGCCGUCGAGAGUCAAUUCAAAGAAAUCUUCCGCACCCAAGGCGGCGAAGGCUGGAGCGUCGACUCCGCCUGAAGCCUCUCCCUCGACCGUCCCGCCGAAGACAGGAGUUGUGCCGAGAGUCUCCUCAGGAGACACAUCGUCAUUAACGGCCACCAAGCAUGCUCAGUCAAGAGAGGUUCCUGUAGCUGCGUCUUCGGCGGCUGCUCCCACUCGGGGAAGUAAAAAGACUGUGUCUGCGUCAGCGAAAGCCAAGGGUAAGGGCCCUGAACCCCCAGCGGAUGAUGCCUGCGCUCCGACUAGUGCUUCGCCAAUCGUAACGUCAAAUCCUACGUUCCCGGCGCCGUCGAAGAGUACUUCCAGCGGCGCUCCUUCGACUGUCCCGCCGAAGACAGCAGUUGUGCCGAAAGUUUCCUCAGGUGAUACAUCGUCGGCAGCGGCCACCAAGCCUGCACAGCCAAAAGAAGUUCUUGCAGCCACGUCUUCGGUGGAGGCUCUCACCCCAAGAAAUAAGAAGGCUGCGUCAGCGAAAGCCAAGGGAAAGAGCCCUGUAUCCCCUGCAGGUAAUGCCAGCGCCCCGACUAGUGCUACCCCAAUCGCAUCCUCGAUUCCUCUGCUCGCAGCGUCGUCGAAGAAGGCCCCCAGUGGCCUUCCAGAGAUGAAAGAGAUAUGCAGAGAUUUCACGAAGAAGGGAAGGUGUAAGAGGGGCGUAAACUGUCCCUAUAUACAUCCUUCCCAGGCGGCCGGCCCCGACCCGGCCGCUGUCGUUACAGAAAAUUCAGCGAGCACUGCCGCCUCGUCAAGUGCUGCUCCGCGCCAACCGACAAAGAUGACCUCAUCGUCGAAAUCCAGCAACGGUGGCGAGGCGAGUGACGAAUCCAUUGUGUCGAAGUCCAAGGCGAAGCUUGUGGCGGAGUGGGAGGAGCCAGUAGACGGGCAGGACGUAUUCGAGAGAUCGUUGGACCGUUCGAAGCAAGGGCGCGGCCGGAAGAAGAAGACGCGGCAGAAAUUGAGCGCUGCAAAGGCGUCAAAAGUGGCAUCAUCAGAUAACGAGGCGCGGACAGCAUCUGUCGAGGUUGUCACAGUGGUUGCGGACAGCGUUGAGGACACGAUAACUAGUGCUCAGGUUACAGCCAACGUCAGCGUACCGCGGCCUGCGGAGCAAACGACGCAUCGUAACACGUCAUCGAGGUCCACCCUCGCCACUCACUCUGAAUUUGUGCAGGGUUCACAUGGAAGCCCAAUGGAGUAUGCUACCGUGCCACCGACUCAUGUACGCCAGCCAUCUUGUGAGCCUGACAGCUCCUCGUCGGAUGCGACCUUCUACUCUUCAUUGUCUUCACUGGAGGGCUCUCCACGGUCUUCCAACUCCUCCAUUACACAGCUACCUGUGACUCCGCGAGAAAUGUGUAUCGACUGGUUCCGCGGAAACUGCUUCAGAGUCAACUGUAGAUAUUCUCACAAGGGUACUGGUUGCGUGAGCAAGAGGGAAGCAGUUGAUGAGUGUCGCUUGCAGGAUUGUUUUUCACCUGAGCAUCCUCAAGACCCUUACCUGGAUCACCUCACCGGGGCGCUGGAGUUUUCAAAGAAAUUGCCUCGCAGAAUUGAGAAGAAGCCUGCCUAUGUGGUCCCACCAAAUUUACCGCAAGCCAAUGAAAGGCCUGUCCCUCUGGUGCCACCAGGUUUGGGAUUGGAGGCAUUGAUUGCCAAUGGAUCCAAGUUGCCGCCCCGUCAAGCACCGGAGGAUGCGAUAACGAUUCCUGUUUUGGAUUCAACCAAAGUCACCUACGGUCCGGGCUUCGAGAUUCGCCAGCUGCUGACUGGCUUUGAAUCACAACAACUUUUUCUUGGACAGGUGCCGUGCUCAGUGACCCCUGUGGCGAUUACAGCCGCUCUGGAGGCAUACGGCGAAGUAUUAACGGUAACCAUGCCAGACAAAAGCACAGAUUGCCCUGUCAUGAACGUCCGGGUGACUUUUGCCAAGCCAAAGGAGGCAGAGCACGCUGCGUCCUCUCUUGAUGGUGCACAGCUCUUCGGUACCGUUGUAUCUGCGCGUCUUACCACCUUUAGGUCGUCCGUUGGGAAGGGUGUUUUUCAUGACAGAGACGUCCUCUUAGAAAUUCCCGUUCCUUAUCGCACUGGGUUCGUUGGCUACGAGACCAGGGAGCAAGCCGACAAAGCGAUCGCGAUGGGCAAUGGCUUCGACAUGAGGGGCAACUGUCUCUCAGCCGUAUUUCACCAACGCUUGCCCCAGGUCGGCACGUUCAACGUGCGCUUCAUUGGGCUUCCCCCAGAUGCCAAAGAGAGCGACCUCGCACGGUUUGGGGUGAACGAAGGAGUCAUGAUGGACCGUCCCAACUACCUGUCCUUGAAACGAGCCAUCGACAGCGUUAUAGAUCUCCUCCAGGGCUUCGGCGAUCUCGUCAAUGUGAACGUACUUCCACCACCGUAUAAACGCGGCGUCGCACGCAUAUGGGCUCAUUUCAGUCACGCCGGCGUCGCGGAGAACUUUUGCCAGGCAUUGAAUGGCUCUCGGCUUCCCUUCAUAGGGAAGGGCAAGCUCUUUGCCAAACAUUAUCGCACGCUCUCUUUCUUACUCCCCGGUGAUGUGUAUGAUGUGUUGUCGAACGAGAUCGUCCUUCUUCGCUCUUUCACCUGGGACAACGAUUACGGCAGCUCCAUUUCUGUCUUUGACAAACGACCACUCAAUGGGCCGUCAGCUCCAGUCCAGGUCAAACUUGUGUCGGUCAAUAUUCCUGCUCUCAUGCGGCUUAAAGCAGCGUUCGAGAAGUUACUCCGUGGCGAGAAGAUCGUACAAGACGGGGAGAUAGUUUGGGAUGGCUUCUUCAACAGGCGCGUUGGCAGCUUAUACCUCGAAAACUUAGAGCGCAUCAAUCCCGGUGUCAUGAUCAAUAGGGACACUCGCAGACGAACUAUUUCGGUGUUCGGGGACGCACCAAAGCGUGCUGCUGUCCGGCGCAUGAUCUUGACUAAGGUCGCCUCCCUGCGCGCACAGAGAACACAUAUCUUCCCUCUCGGUGGAAGACUGAUUGGUCUCUUCUUCGGUUCCGAUAUGGCAGCCUUGCAGCGACAGCUUGGGGUGGAGAAUGUGUUCUUGGACCGUCAAAACCGUGUUCUCAAAGUGCGGGGUAACGAGGAUGCGCAGAAGGUAGCUGAACUCUCCGUGGUUCGUGCUCGGCAACGCCAUGGUGGAGAACGUCAUCGACUCGUGGAAUGCCCAGUUUGCUUCGACGAGGUGACAAAUCCGGUAACGUUACCGUGCGGACAUAUGUGGUGCAGGUCCUGUCUCUCAAACUACCUGAUGGCUGCCGUGGACAACAAGGUCUUUCCCUUAACGUGUCUCGGCGACGAAGCCAAGUGUUCUUUGCCGAUUCCUCUCGAGACUGCGCAAGACCUUCUGUCACCCAACGAUUUUGAUACGGUAAUUCACGCAUCCUUCCUUUCAUACGUCCACUCGCGACCCAAGGAAUUCCACUACUGUCCAACUCCUGAUUGUCCCCAGGUGUACAGAAAAGCGCCGCGAGGCACCGUGCUACAAUGUCCGUCAUGUCUCAUCCGUAUCUGUGGGAACUGUCACGUCGAGUAUCAUGAAGGUGCACCGUGCUCCAUUGGUGAUGUCGAAGAUCAGGAGUUGUUCGAGAAAUGGAAGCAGGGCCACGAUGUCAAAAACUGUCCUGGCUGCAGUAUCCCCAUUGAACGCGCCGCGGGCUGCAACCACAUGACGUGUGCCCGAUGCAAGACGCACAUCUGCUGGGUGUGCCUCGAGACUUUCUCCAAGAGCAACGAGGUGUACGACCACAUGCGUAUGAUCCACGGUGGCAUUGGGCUAUAG